AUGGUGGACGCCAUCAAAGCGAAGGCGAAUCAAGGAGUAGAGAUCAUUUCGACGCUCCUUAAUUCGAAUCCUCCUGAAGAACGGAGAGUUCCAUUAAAAAAAUGUGCUUUUUCAUAUAAGGUAAUUUUGACAGUAAGUUUGCCUUUAGCUAUUGAAGCUUUAACUAAAGGGAACCCAAAAUUUGCUGAAGAUGGCAUGGUUGGAUGUUUUGGAGAUUCUCAGAAUUGUGAGGAAAAUUUCAAGAGUAGUAUUUCACCUCUUACUUGUUUGAACAAUGCAGUACAUGAGCUUUCUGGGCAGAGCAAUUAA
Molecule: messenger RNA, 309 nt
Organism: Solanum stenotomum
Lineage: Eukaryota; Viridiplantae; Streptophyta; Magnoliopsida; Solanales; Solanaceae
Product: cell wall / vacuolar inhibitor of fructosidase 1-like
Exons: 1
Coding region: 1-309 (102 amino acids)
Source: RefSeq, a predicted model, not a curated record